Messenger RNA from Dama dama (fallow deer), 8971 nucleotides. RefSeq names its product ALF transcription elongation factor 3 (gene AFF3). Gene Ontology annotation, cellular component: nucleus; super elongation complex. Gene Ontology annotation, biological process: regulation of gene expression. The record is from RefSeq and is a predicted model, not a curated record. The transcript is spliced from 24 exons. Bases 194 to 3946 code for a protein of 1250 amino acids. NCBI's taxonomy places the organism in Eukaryota, Metazoa, Chordata, Mammalia, Artiodactyla, Cervidae.
CCUGUUUAUACGGAAAGUGCCAUUCAGAAAGCUUGCCAGGGAGAAGGGAGUUGCACCCUCAGCCUCAGAAGGAAGACGUUGAGCAACUUAAUUUGGGAGAAAAAGAAAAAGAGCGUGUGUGUUGAGAGCGCGCGGGCGGCCCGAUCCUCGGCGGCGGCGGCGACGGCGGGCGGAGGCGCUGACACCUCCCACCAUGGACAGCUUCGACUUAGCCCUGCUCCAGGAAUGGGACCUCGAGUCGCUGUGGGGUGAAGACAUCCUAAACCAGAGGAAUGACUCUCUAGUUGUGGAGUUUCAGUCGUCAGCCAGCAGAUGCAGGAGUGUCUACGAACCAGAUAGAAACGUGUUACGGAGGAAAGAACGAGAAAGAAGAAACCAGGAAGCUCAGCAGGACGAUGGCACAUUUAAUUCGAGUUACUCCCUCUUUAGUGAACCCUACAAGACUAACAAGGGGGAUGAGCUCUCCAACCGGCUCCAGAAUACUUUAGGCAAUUACGAUGAAAUGAAAGACUUUCUCACGGAUCGAUCAAACCAGAGUCAUCUUGUGGGUGUUCCCAAACCUGGGGUUCCUCAGGCUCCCGUGACCAAGAUUGAUGAACAUUUUGUGGCAGAUUCAAGAACCCAGACUCAACCAGCAUCCGUCUGCAGCACCACAUCCGCCCCAGCAGCCAUGCCCGGGCAGCAGAGUAAACGGGGCACCGUGGGCUGGCAGAAGGCUGGGCACCCGCCGUCCGAUGGCCAACAGAGAGCAACACAACAGGGCGCUCUCAGGACCUUGCUUGGCGAUGGCGUUGGCAGACAGCAGCCGCGGACCAAACAAGUGUGCAAUGUCGAGGUGGGUCUCCAGACCCAGGACAGGCCCCCCGCCAUGGGAGCCAAGCAUAGCAGCAGUGGCCACUGCGUGCAGAACUUUCCUCCCUCCCUGGCUUCGAAACCCAGCCUCGUCCAGCAGAAGCCUACCGCCUAUGUGCGGCCCAUGGAUGGCCAGGAUCAGGCGCCUGAUGAGUCUCCGAAGCUGAAGUCGUCUACAGAGACUGGCGUGCAUUGCUUGUACAGGGGCGUCCCGGCUGCCAAGUCAGAGUCAGCCAGAGCCAAGGCCAAACUCUCCAAGUUCAGCAUCCCCAAACAAGGAGAGGAGAGUCGAUCUGGAGAAACGAACAGCUGUGUUGAAGAAAUCAUUCGGGAGAUGACCUGGCCUCCACCGCUUGCUGCUAUUCAACCACCUGGCAAAGUGGAACCAAGCAAGUUUCCAUUUCCAAAUAAGGACUCUCAGCUUGCCUCCUCUGGACACAAUAAUCCAAAGAAAGGUGAUGCCGAGCCAGAGAGUCCAGACAAUUGCACAUCGAAUACAUCAAUGCUAGAGGAUGACCUUAAGCUAAGCAGCGAUGAAGAGGAGAAUGAACAGCAGGCAGCCCAGAGAACGGCCCUCCACGCUCUGUCUGACAGUGCCGGACUCCAGCCGGCCGACUGCAGGGCCUCCGCGCCCUCGAGCAAGGGCAGCAGCAGCGGCAGCAGCAGCAGCGGCAGCAGUUCCUCCAGCGACUCGGAGACCAGCUCGGGGUCCGACUCGGAGACGGAGAGCAGUUCCAGCGAGAGCGAGGGCAGCAAGCCUGCCCACUACUCCAGUCCCGAGGCGGAACCAGCGUCCUCUAACAAAUGGCAGCUGGAUAAAUGGCUAAACAAAGUGAAUCACCACAAGCCCCCUGUCCUGAUCCAAAAUGAAAGCCACCACGGGCCGGAGAGCAGUGAGUACUACACCCCAGUGAAGGAGGACACGCAGGACUGCGGGAAGCUCCCCGACGUCUGCCCGCCCGGCCUGAGAGACAAGGACAUCAAGGGCGCCUGCAAGGAGGAGCAGAGGCCGAGGACCGCGAACAAGGCCCCGGGCAGCAAGGGGGUGAAGCAGAAGUCCCCGCCCGCGGCCGUGGCCGUGGCCGUGACCGCCGCCGCCGCCGCCCCGCCGCCCGCGGUGCCUGGCGCGCCCGCCGAGAGCGCGCCCGCGCCUGCCCGGAGGUCCGCGGGCAAGAAGCCCGCCAGGCGCACCGAGAGGACCUCGGCCGGCGACAGCGGCCCCCGGCCCGAGGAGCCCGUGGCUGCCGAGGCGCUGGGGGCGAGCGCGGGGCUUCCCCCGGAGCCCCCCAAGCCCCGGCCUUGCGGCAACAGCAGGACCAACCACCGCAAGGAGCUGCGCUCGGCCGUGACCUGCGAGAAGCGCCGCACGCGGGGGCUGAGCCGGAUCGUCCCGAAAUCCAAGGAGUUCAUCGAGACGGAGUCGUCCUCUUCGUCCUCCUCCUCGGACUCGGACCUGGAGUCGGAGCAGGAGGACUACCCUCUGUCCAAGGCCGUGGCCGCCGCCGCCGCCGCCGCCUCCGGGAACGACCCGAGGCUGAAGGAGGCUCCCAGCAGCAUCAGCGGCGGCGGCCCCCGCGCUCCCGUGGGCUCCAUCAACGCCAGGACCACCAGCGACAUUGCCAAGGAGCUGGAGGAGCAGUUCUACACACUGGUCCCCUUCGGCCGCAACGAGCUUCUCUCCCCGUUGAAGGACAGUGACGAGGUCCGGUCACUCUGGGUCAAAAUUGACCUGACACUUCUGUCCAGGAUCCCUGAACACCUGCCCCAGGAGCCGGGGGUCUUGAGUGCUCCCGCGGCCAAGGACUCUGAGAGCGCGCCCCCGAGCCACGCAUCCGAGGCGCCCGUGGAAAAGACCUUGCCAAAAUCCAAGAGGAAACGCAAGUGUGACAACGAAGACGACUACCGGGAGAUCAAGAAGGCCCCGGGAGAGAGGGAGAGCGCCUCACGACUGACCGCCUCUGCCAACAGUGCUUUGCCCGCAAAUCAUUGCAGCAUGAACAUCAACAGCUUGGCAAUACCAAUAAAUAAAAAUGAAAAAAUGCUCCGGUCGCCCAUCUCACCCCUCUCCGACGCAUCUAAACACAAAUUCUCCGGCGAGGACUUAACUUCCUCCAGCAGAUCCAACAGCAACGGUCUGUUCACUUCCACCUCCUCCAACAAAAAGCAUAAGGUGGAGAGCCAGCUGCAGACCCACGCCGCGGACCUCACGAAAGCGGCUCACAACAAUUCCGAAAGCAUUCUCCACAAGUCACGGCCGCAAACAGAGCCCUGGUCUCCAGGCGCCAACGGCCACCGGGACUGCAAGAGGCAGAAACUCAUCUUCGAUGAUAUGCCACGGAGUGCAGAUUAUUUUAUGCAAGAAGCUAAGCGAAUGAAGCAUAAAGCAGAUGCGAUGGUGGAAAAGUUUGGAAAGGCUCUGAACUAUGCAGAAGCAGCCUUGUCAUUCAUUGAGUGUGGAAAUGCCAUGGAACAGGGCCCCAUGGAGUCCAAAUCUCCUUACACCAUGUAUUCAGAGACAGUUGAGCUCAUCAGGUAUGCCAUGAGACUAAAAACCCACUCCAGCCCCAACGCCACACCAGAGGAUAAACAGCUGGCUGCAUUAUGUUACCGAUGCCUGGCUCUUCUGUACUGGCGGAUGUUUCGACUCAAAAGGGAUCACGCUGUGAAGUAUUCAAAAGCACUUAUCGACUAUUUCAAGAAUUCAUCUAAAGCUGCCCAAGCCCCAUCUCCAUGGGGGGCCAGUGGAAAGAGCACUGGAACCCCAUCCCCCAUGUCUCCCAACCCGUCCCCCACCGGCUCCGUGGGCUCUCAGGGGAGCCUGUCCAACGCCAGCGCCCUGUCCCCAUCAACCAUCGUCAGCAUCCCACAGCGCAUCCACCAGAUGGCAGCCAACCACGUCAGCAUCACCAACAGCAUCCUGCACAGCUACGACUACUGGGAGAUGGCGGACAACCUGGCCAAGGAGAACAGAGAAUUCUUCAACGACCUGGACCUGCUCAUGGGGCCGGUCACGCUGCACAGCAGCAUGGAGCACCUGGUCCAGUACUCCCAGCAGGGCCUGCACUGGCUGCGGAACAGCGCCCACCUGGCCUGAAGGCCGCCCCGGCCGCGGCGGGCGCAUCUCCAGGACGGCCCAGCGCUUCUGGACACUGUGCUCCCCACCUUCCCGGCCGCAGCGUUUCUCGAGAGGCGGUGAAUAUUUUUCAGCAUCGAACAGCAGUCUGUUCUCCCAGGGCGUGUGUGUUUGUGUGUGUGGGUGUGGAAUAAGCUGCCGGUGGAGGUGUGUAAGACACAACAGUUCUCUAGAACACAUCUCCUUUGUCUAGCUUCCAGCAUCCCAGGCUAGACAAAGUGAUCUGACGUUUCUGAUUAGAGAAAACACACUCACUCACACACACACACACACACAUUUUCUAGUUCAAAGCUCAACCGUGACUUCUUAGAAUAUUCAACCAAAAUCUCAUGGGUUAGUGAACCAGGUGCAAUAGAGCACACCAAAAGCUUGACUGCCAGUUAAGAUGAACCCAGCUCUUAUACUAUUGAUUCCUUUCAGUAUUAAUAUACUUUUCUCCCAUUAUUUUUUUAUUGUCUGUAUUAAUGGGUUUUUGAAUAAUGAAAAUAAGUCAGUUAUUUUUGUGCUGGACGUUUACUAGAUUGCAUGUUACCAAAUACCCUGCUUUUUGUCUAGUCCCUUCCCUCCUCCAUCCAAUUCUCUAUCUAACUCUGCUAUUAACUAAACGUGUUAGACGCAAAUGAGUCGACUCCCAUGGGCCUUCCCUGCCCCCCAAAAUAGGAUGACCAUGUCCCUGACCCUGAGAUUUGGUGGGGAAUAAAAAAAAACAAAAAAACUCUGUGUCUUUGAAAACGCACCCACAUGGAAGCAGCAGCAGCUGUGUCCCCGGGCUCGGCGAGGAACUGACCCCCGCACAUGCCAGGAGCCCCCCGGCACGUGUGUUCCUUCCUCCCGCCACUGUGACCCCAGGGGCUGUGCAGCCCCGUGGGUUUGUCAGCCGAUACUUUUCAACAAGUCUUUUCUUUCCGUUGAGAGCUUUCUUACCCAUGUUCUUGGCCAAAUGAGGACAUUGUCUCGGAUGUCCCUUCCCUCGGAAUCUGUCUGUUGCUUUGUCAGGCCAAGAACUGUUUGCUGCCAUGAUUCUGUCUAAUCCUGUCUUUGGACAAAGUGCCGUGCAGACCUUGAAUGCAUUUUUGACCUGGGGGGAUGUAUGUCAGGGUCUGAUGAGCAGGUUGCCCACCACAGAGCAGGUGAUCCCUGUAGUGAUUGCGGUUCUGUCUGGGGUAGCAGCGACCCGAACAUCAUGCUUAAGCCCCCGUGCAUCUGGUACGUGUAUGUCUUCCCCCGAUUCUUUUUUGUUUUGUUUAAUUAAGUUUACAUUUUAGUUUUUUCAACAUUUUGUUUACAGUGUUUGUCUGAAAUUUCUUUUGUUGUCUGAAAUUUAUUUCUUUUAUUGUCUCUUGUCAUAUCCUAGAUUUAGUGUUCCUGUUAAAUAUAUUUGAAUACAAAGAUAUUGGUAAAAAAGAAAAACUCCUGGAAAGGAGGAUAUACCUUGUCAUGCUUUAAAAACAAAAAUAAUGACCUUGAUGCCUCUCACUUGACAAAAUUACCCCAUGACAGCCUGAGAAAGACAGAUGAUGGGGUACAUGGAAUAAUCCAUUUUUCAAGGUGGUGGUAAUGUAAAACAUUUAUAUCAGAUGCUAAUGGUCUCACUGGUUUGGUUGCAAUGUUAACAUUUUCAUCAGCCUGAUCUGUGGGUGGGAAAUCAGAUUGCUGUAAUCCCCUAGCUCUAAGCACUGAUUCAAAACUGUGCAAGUGAUUGAACAGCUUUGGCGAUUUGAAAUUCAUUCAAUGAACAAGUGAAGGCUUUGUGAAAUUUGUAUUUGGUGUUGGCCUUUAAGCAGCUGGAAAUAUUAACAAUACUUCUUUUUUCACAUUUAUCCAACUGCGGUGCUUCUGACAUUCCUUUCAGUAAUUAUUACUAAAUCUCCCCUUCCCAUUGGGGUCUCACUUAAGACAUUUUUGUUUUUGUUUGUUUCUUUUUUUUUUUUUUUGGAGGACUGAGGCUUAGCUCUACUCACUGUUGCUGAAUUCUGAUGAAAUGUUCAGACUCUCACAUAAAAGGACGGCCCCCCAGUGUCCCUCGGGCAUCCCUGGGUGCCUUUCUGAUCUUAUCCACCGUUAAGCCCUAGGCCCCAUGGUGGCGUCCACGUGGUGUGCUCACAUGUAACAGGCUGUCUCUGGCUGGUUGUGCCCCAGCACUGUAUCAGAACGCCGUGAGCCACGGUCGUUUCCAACAAAACGUGAAACCAGUUAACUGGGGGCAGUCACAGCAUGCCGUUCUUCUCUGUCUCAUUUCAUUGGUGGAGCAUGUCGGGGCAGUGGUUGUUCCUUGCUUUGGCAUCAGUGCUUUUGAUAAGGAAGCAUCUUCUUCUGAUCAUUGCUGGUCCCUUUUCUUUAGUUUUGUUCAAAGUAAAAAUAGCUUUCUUGUGUUUUCUGAUUAUGAAACUAACAGACAGUCAUGGUGAAAAUUCAAACAAUACAGACAAGUGUAAAGUAGGAAGUACCCAGAGACAGCACUGCUCACCCUUCCCUGUAUAUCCUUCGGGAGAGUCUCCCAUUUAAAUGUAGAAUGUCUAUCAUCAUUUCCUUCUAUUUGAAGACAUUAUUUCUUCAGAAGUUCAGUACAAGUUCAACUGGCCUUAUCCCUCCAUGACCUGAAUGGACCUGGAUCACAAUUGUUAGAAAUAUCUUUGAAAGAGAGGAACCCAAAUAUAUUCAUGAUUAAAGUGUGGGAUUUGUUACAAUUCGACACAGAUCAGACUUACAUGCAGAGUUGUGCUUGGGAAGAGAGGUUCGGUUAAAACGUUAUUUCUGGAAACUUUCAAAUUGCAAACGGAAAGUCGGACCCACUGUCUAAAGAGAAAUGUACUGGAAAAAAAAAUCUGAAAAGUUGACAAACUGUGUAUUGGAUUGAACAUGUGGAAUCAACGCAGUGAGCUUUUCUGCACUAAAACGUACCCUCGUAUCUACAACAAAGAUGUGUGUAUUACAUAACAGUGAUGUGUACAUUUCUGACAUCCCAUACAUAAUAUACACAGUUUGUAUAAAUGCAUACAUUUAAAAAUAUAUAUGUACAGUACAGCUACCAUAAAACUGUAGUACGCUUGAAGGAUAUGACCAGUGCCUAAUGUUGAGUAUAAGUCACUGCGUGUUUAAAUCACCUCGGAAGUGCAGUAAUUGUUAUCAGAUUAAUCAGUGCAGCCAACCUUAUUUAUGAACCACAUCUUUGAAACUGUGCAGUAGUAUAUACAUAUAUAUUUUUAAAUAACAUUUUUCACAGUUUUCCAGAGUUACUGUUGAAAUCUGUAUCACCAAAAAAAAAAAAAAAAAAAGCAAGAUUUUUUUUAAUGAUGUAGACACUCUCCAAACCCAGUAAUCUGUGUGUGAUUUCCUGUUUGUAGAUACCCAAGACACUUUAGAGUCACCAGCCUUAAUGCAUGUACAGGAUAUUAUUGUGACUUAAUUUAUCUGCAGUUUUUAAUCCAUGUGAAAUUGGAAUUUAUAAACUGACUUGGAUUAACUAUGUCUGCCUUUCUAAGGUUGCAAAUGUUACAUUAAAUGAUUUAUGUUGUAAAUGAGAGACAUCGAGUUGUACGUAAAAAAAGAAAAAAUGUCCACCAAUUUCUGUGAAUAUUUUUACAAGGAAACUUCAGACUCAAAAUAUAUUCAAAUAAGCAUUCUGGUCCCCAGUUCAUAAUCUCUUUAGAAUGGACCUUGUAGUUUCAUAAAAAUGUUUAAAUGAUGCUUCCAAUAUAUUAUCAUUACUAAGUCUGAUAUUUUUCAUGGGGGAAAAAGGUAAUGUUUUCAUUAUUGGAAGUAUAGUUUGCUACUUGUCUUUGCCAUUUCCCAGCAUAUUUAUACACAUGUGUGUGAGAACACACGCACAGUGUCCCAGACAAUGCUCAAUAGGAAGCUUAAGGGGUUAUUUUGAUAGCUACACUGAUGCCUGUCCAACCAGCAGCCCCAGGACACCGUUUUACUCAACAUUCCAUAAUGACAGAAGUUAAUUCCCUCACUUGUGUCUACCACGUUUUUCCAACUCUAACCAACAUGGUGGAAUAAUGUCAGCAUUAUUGAGUGAAAUGAGAGAAUUUUGAACUACCAAAGACAGAGAUAUUAGACCAGUGGCUUCCCAUAAUACAUAUCUCCUCCAUGUGAGAGCAUUUUUUAUUAGCCUCAUAUUUUUUUACUCUUCUUUCUCCCCUUUUUCAUUCCUCUCCUCCCCAAAUUAAACUAAAUAGAAGCAGAAACAGUAACAGAAGUAAAACAAUUACUUCACUUUGCCCAGCCUAUAUCUUUAUAUUCAAAUACGACAGCAGAACCCUAGCUCUGGUCACCAUGAAGACCACCUCAUCUCAAAGAUGACCAGAGUGGGGUUCUUGGCUUUGCUUGCUCCAGAGACUAUUGAACUUGGCACUCUUUCAGAGGUGGUUUGGGCUAAGAAAUGUCCAAUAGUCUUUCAAGAACUAUCUUCCCCUUAUGCAGUUUAGCCUACUACUCAGCUGAACUCUGUUCCCAUCAGAAUCCUGUUUUUAAGAAGUGGUGGCCCAGAAGGUAAAGAAUCUACCUGCAAUGCAGGGGACCAGGUUUGACUCCUGGGUCGGGAAGAUCCCCUGGAGAAGGAAAUGGCAACCCACUCCAGUAUUCUUGCCUGGAGAAUCCCAUGGACAGAGGAGCCUGGAGGGCUACAAUCCAUGGGGUCGCAGAGAAUCGGACACAACUGAGCAACUGACAUUUCACUGAAUCAACUGGAGUCUUAAGAGAUCUUUUUUUUAAUGAAAGAGAAGAAAAAAAAAAAAAAAAAACCAACAACAUAAACUGCAUUUCCAGCAAUCUGGAGCCAGAGUUUAUUUCCUUGUCUUCCCAUUCCCAGAAGAGCACAGUUUUUCAACAUUACAAACUUCCUAACAAAUAGCACAAGAAAUGUUCAGACUUCUGAGAUGCGUGUUCUCUUUGUUCAAACUGAAUCCUUCUGUAUGUCAUCAGAUGGGUUUGUUUGCUUGGCAUAAGGGAAAUUAUAAAACUCUGUUCUCAAAUGAAACA